Molecule: messenger RNA, 2130 nt
Organism: Sinocyclocheilus grahami
Lineage: Eukaryota; Metazoa; Chordata; Actinopteri; Cypriniformes; Cyprinidae
Product: myotubularin-related protein 9-like
Exons: 10
Coding region: 201-1772 (523 amino acids)
Biological process (GO): phosphatidylinositol dephosphorylation; negative regulation of autophagy
Cellular component (GO): cytoplasm
Molecular function (GO): protein phosphatase binding
Source: RefSeq, a predicted model, not a curated record
CAGGCACACCUCCCGUCGCUCGCGCACAGUCGCUUAGUGGCGUUUUAUAUUUGCCAGCUACUGGUGAGUUUUAUACGUUUAUAAGUUACAAAACACAGUUCUGUAGAGGAUUAGCGGAAGACAGAGACACGUGUGGCUCGCCCACCAGCUCUCUAAACUCAGCGUGAGAAGUAGCAGUUGGUGGUUGUUGUCGUUGUGAAAUGGAGCUGUCGGAGCACAUCAAGACCGCUAAUGUUGAAGCUGUUACCCUGAGAAGACCUUUCCAUCCAGCGCUCAGAGGAACUCUGUGCGUUACCAGCCACCACCUUCUGUUCUCAGACAGAAAGGAUGAAGCUUCCCGGCAACUUCUCAUUCUCAUCAAGAACAUCGAUGCCAUUGAGAAAAGUGUCGAGAAUCUUUUCGGAUACCCCAGGGCUGUGGGAUCCUCUGGUACUAUCACCAUUAAAUGUAAGGACCUGCUGGUUCUUCAGUUGGAAAUUCCUGGAAUGGAGGAAUGUCUGAACAUAGCCAGUUCUAUAGAGUGGGACAGGUGGAGAGUCAGUAAAGUAAACUCAGAUUACUCUGUAUGCCCAUCGUAUCCAUCUGCGGUCAUUGUACCUCGUGAGGUGGAUGAUGACAAGCUGAUCCGCUCAGCCAGAUUCAGACAGGGGGGCAGAUUUCCUGUGCUCUCCUAUUGUCACCAUAGGAAUGGAAUGGUGAUCAUGCGAAGCAGCCAGCCUUUGACAGGAGCCAAUAAGAAGAGAUGUAAGGAGGAUGAGCUCCUUCUCCAGGCUGUGAUUGAUGGGUCAGAGUUGGGUUACAUUAUCGAUCUGCGUUCUGCCCAGCAAGCCCAGCAGGCCCGCAUGACAGGAGGAGGUUUUGAGUCUAAAUCCUGUUAUAGCCACUGGAAAAGAAUCCAUAGACACCAUGAAAGGGGUAAGGUUGUGCAGGAGAGUCUUAUUAAGUUGGUGGAAGUGUGCAGUGACCCGUCGCAUACUGUGGACCGCUGGCUCAGUAAAUUGGAGAACUCCAAAUGGCUUUCUCAUGUUCACAGUGCGCUGUCCACUGCAGGCCUGGUGGUAGAGUGUGUGGAGAGGGAUGGUCACUCUGUGCUUGUGCAUGGCUCUGAAGGGACAGACAACACGCUGCUGGUGAGCUCAUUGGCUCAGCUUAUACUAGACCCUGCCUCUAGAACUGUCACUGGCUUCCUCUGCCUGCUAGAGAGGGAAUGGAUACAGGCUGGACACCCAUUCCAGCAGCGCUGUGCUCAUUCGGUGUACUCUCAUGCCCGUCUGAAGCAGGAGUGCCCGUCCUUCCUGCUGCUGCUUGACUGUGUGUGGCAGGUGUGGCGGCAAUUUCCUCUGGCACUGGAGUUUAGUGAGGCCCUGCUGCUCCGACUGGCACAAGAGGUUUAUGCUUCUAACUAUGGAACCUUCCUGUGUAACAGCGAGCAGGAGAGAUGUGCUGCAGGAGUGAAGGAGAACACACACUGUUUGUUUCAGUCCCUGUUGAAGCCUGAUAUUGAAGAGCAGUACCUCAACCCACUGUAUGAACCCACUGAUUUGGCCAUUUGGCCCUCAGUACAUCCACAGUCCUUACAGUUAUGGACAGGGAUGUUCCUCAGGUGGACUAAGCAUGCUCAGAACAUGGAGGAAGCGCGAGAAGAGGUGUGGAGAAUUGUGAAAGAGCACCGUGAGCGAGCUGGACCCGACCGGACCAAUAACACGCUUAGUACACACUGUGACACCUUGACCCCGUUUGAGAACCUCAUGGAUGAGCUGACUAUCUUGUGACCUCAUGGUUGAAAAGAUGUUGUAGAGCCUAUUACUACUAUGUGUUUCUUUGCAAGAAGUUUGUAUCACUGCCAAUCAGAUAUACCGGCAUUUAAAGAGCUUUUAGAUGUUAUGUCAUUUACGAUAGCCAUCAUUGAAUAAUAAUCUGACAAAACGGGCAUUACGGCCUUCUGUCUGAACCUCAAGCAAAAUGCUAAACAGUAAACAGUCUCUAAUAGGGGAAAAUAUGGGUUUGUUGUAUUGUGCUUGAGUAGUUUGUUGUUGAAAUUUACUGUGGUUACAUGAGACAGCAUCAGUCAUGAUGUUUUACACUGUUACAGACAGCUGAAUGUUAAAUAUUAAAGGGGUCAUAUGAUGU